This is a messenger RNA of Mycena indigotica, 333 nucleotides long. RefSeq lists its product as uncharacterized. NCBI's taxonomy places the organism in Eukaryota, Fungi, Basidiomycota, Agaricomycetes, Agaricales, Mycenaceae. The record is from RefSeq and is a predicted model, not a curated record. Bases 1 to 333 code for a protein of 110 amino acids. The transcript has 2 exons.
AUGGAUAUAGCGAAUGGGUAUCGGGAGACUCCCAUUGGAGCUUCUGGUGAAUUACGUUGUUGGUCGCCAACAGGGGGCCUCAGACUCAAUAUGCGGGCUUGGAAAACUGGUGUAUGCGAUAAACGGUGCCCAUGCAAGGAACAUUCUCCGGCGUUCUCAGCUGGCCAACCCAAGCUCUCCUUCUUUGCGAAUGCUCUCGUCAUCGAAAACCCCCGCCUCCAUCUAUCAUACCUUCCUCCCGACAUUCCCGUCACAGUCCGACUCCCGGAGGAGAGCCAGUCGCUCGCCGAAUCUAUGCUUUUAGUGAAAAGCAAGGCCGGCUGGGUGCACUGA